This is a messenger RNA of Mycotypha africana, 1889 nucleotides long. RefSeq names its product WD40-repeat-containing domain protein. Gene Ontology annotation, molecular function: protein binding. NCBI's taxonomy places the organism in Eukaryota, Fungi, Mucoromycota, Mucoromycetes, Mucorales, Mycotyphaceae. Bases 55 to 1455 code for a protein of 466 amino acids. The transcript is spliced from 6 exons. The record is from RefSeq and is a predicted model, not a curated record.
CAGCAACAGCAACAACAACCACCAUCUCGUUCAACAUCCAUUCAAACGGACAGCAUGGCCACAGCGCUAUCGCUCCGACUACAACAACAAAUUCCUUUACUCAAUACCAUACAAAAUAGACCUUACGUACCGACUCGCGUAUUUUACAACUCAACUUGGGAAGACUGGGCUCAACUUGAAUCAGGCGAUAUUCUUCACUACCCUUUCACACCUCAAGAAAUUGAAACGCUCGAAAAAUACAGAUCAAGACACAAUAAAAAGCUGGCGAGAACAGGUGUGGACAAAUGGGAUUUUAUAGCGGAACAAUUACCAGGAAGAACACCUUUGGACUGUAAAUGUUUUUAUCGGGAUUAUCGAGACGGAAUACACCAGACGUUUAAUCAAGCCAUUAUGGUAAAAAGAAGAGAAGUCCCAUUACGACAAAAAUCAAAUUAUGCUUGGGUUCGCGAACGUACAAUGACUGGAAGGAUGAGGACAACAUUAACAAAGAAAUACUGUUGGAAAAAUUUGAAAAAGGAAGAAAAGAUCGAUGGUGGCAGUGGCGAUGUGAUUGCAUUGGCUAUUUUCAAUAAUCCAACAAAAGGUUUAAAAAUUGCAGCUGGGUCGGUAUGUGAUGAAAACCCUGAAUAUAAUAUGCCUGGUAACCUUCGACUAUGGGAAUUAAAAACAGCCUCUUUUAAAACGUUGAAAGGACAUCAAUCCAUUAGCAGAUCAGGAGAAGCUAUUUGGAGAACAGUGACAGAUGUAAAGGCAUCAAAAGAUAAAACAUUAUUAUUUUCGGCUUCACAUGACGGAAGUGCCAAUAUUUGGAAAGCCAGAUCAGGCCGACUAAGAUCUACUUUAAAAUUUCAUUCGAAACCUAUCAAUCAAAUUGCUAUCAACUAUUCUACAGAUGACAACGUCAUGGCGACUUGUUCAAACGACGGUACGGCCACCGUUUGGACGGUAGAUAGAAAAGGCAAAAGCGGUUCCGGCGUCAUUUGUGAGUUGAAAAACACUACAGAUCAUGACCCUCGCGUAGAUUGCGUUGAAUUUGGACACCAUGAAACGAACAAUACAUUAUUUUUGGGUGUCAAUACGGGCAACAUUGAACAUCCUGGAUAUGUGGAGGCUUAUGAUAUUAUCACGGGCAAGUCAAAAAUGCGUUUCCAAGACAUGCACGGCUCAAUAUCUACGUUAGCCGUGUCAAGUGACGGUCGGUUUAUUGCGUCAGGAAACUACAGUCGAUACGAUAAUCUCUCAGGAGACAAACAUCUUCAUUUACAUGAUGCUCGUCAGCAACGAGAACCUUUGAAAUUCUUAACCAACCAUGCCGAUGUCAACGUGGUGUCUAUUAGUCCUUGCGAUAAAUACGUCGCUUCUGGUAAUGCUGACAAAAUAGAUGGCCAAGUGGUGCUCUUCGACAUAAGGAAACCAAACAAAAAGUUAUACACUUUCAAACAUGAUCGUAAGUGAAAAGUGAUAGUAGAAGUUUGGAUCCGGUUUGUCUUGUACUUACUGAUUGUUGCAUGUGCCACUUUUGUAGAGUCCAUAUUGAACCAAUCCUUGAUCGCACCGGACACAAGUGUGGGUAUUGGUGGCUUACAUUGGAUGUCUGAUAGUCGUACUGUCGUUACAGGCGGUGGCGAUCUCAUGGUGAAGGUGUGGGAUGUAGGCACCGGCAAUCUGUUGAAGAGCUACUCGACGUCGAAUUGUGUUACGUCUCUAGCGGUAGAUGAAGAUAAUAAUAUGAUUGCUGCUGGCGUAUCAGGUGCAAAUGGAAUUGUUCAUGUUUGGACACCAUAACACGUUGAUUGUUAUAGACCUCUCUCUCUCUCUCUCUCUCUCUCUCUCUCUCUUGCUCCUCAUAAUAUGGAUGGAUAAACCUUUUUUCUAUUUAUUUUUAUUUU